This is a messenger RNA of Neurospora tetraspora, 717 nucleotides long. RefSeq lists its product as uncharacterized. The coding region runs from base 1 to 465 and encodes 154 amino acids. The transcript has 5 exons. NCBI's taxonomy places the organism in Eukaryota, Fungi, Ascomycota, Sordariomycetes, Sordariales, Sordariaceae. The record is from RefSeq and is a predicted model, not a curated record.
AUGCCUGUCCGUCUCCCUGGCGACCCUCACCCGGUCCGCGAGCCGACCCUUCGCUCGGUCUUCUGGGACCUUAACCACCUGGCCAUCACCGGUUAUGUGGGAUACUUCGGUACCCACUAUGCGUACCUACACUGCUUCGACGAGGCAUUCCAGGACUGGUGUCGCGGGGCCGGCAUCGACCCCGACACUCCGUUUCGCCGCAACGGCAGGAUCUUGCCCAUUCCGCUGGCCAGCUUUAAGCGCACACCAGCUGAGGACGAGAAAAAGGAGAAGGAGGAAGUGCGCAAGGAAAGCUAUGUCACCGUGGGUGGCGUGAAGACUUUCCGCACCGAGCAGCAGGCGUUCAUGGACGAUCGGGAGGCCAAGGAGCUUAUGGUCAUUUACACAGACCCAUCGGAUAUUCCACCUACGUGCAAGAUUCCUUGUGAGACAGAGAGAGCUUCAGAAAGACACUUUUUAGCCUAAGUCGUCUGCUUACGAGCCUUCGCUUGAUGCCGAUCGACCGUACACCUCAGAGAAACCGUUCAGCUCAGAAUAACCGUUGAGGCUACGGUUACGGCGGCGGCUAUCGUGGUCGUGGCGGAUACAACAACUCAUACAACAACCGCCACGACGACAUGACCGAAACUGAUGAGGACUGUCGAGGAAGCACAUGGCAUGGAGGAUUCACCAAGGGACUGGGUUAGAUCAUUAGACCAAAUAUCAGCCGUCUUCAUA